Messenger RNA from Penaeus indicus, 324 nucleotides. RefSeq lists its product as uncharacterized. The record is from RefSeq and is a predicted model, not a curated record. The coding region runs from base 1 to 324 and encodes 107 amino acids. NCBI's taxonomy places the organism in Eukaryota, Metazoa, Arthropoda, Malacostraca, Decapoda, Penaeidae. The transcript has a single exon.
AUGGAGAAUUACCAGGAGAAACAAAGAGUUCUGCAUAUGGUCUUCAUCGACUUAGAGAAAGCUUAUGACCGAGUGCGGCGCCAAGAAGUCUGGAGAGGGUUACGAGAGCGAGGAGUACAAGAAAAAUAUGUAAGGAUGAUCCAGGAACGCUACAAUGACGUGACAACGAGAGUUAGGAGCACAGUGGGCAUGACAGAACACUUCGAAGUAAAGGUCGGCUUACACCAGGGAUCGCCACUGCUAUUCAAUAUAGUGUUUGAUGUCAUCACAGAAAAUGUAAGAGAAGAACCACCAUGGUAUUGUUCGCUGAUGAUAUUGUGCUAG